GCAUUGAAAAUUCUUAGCUUGACCUAAUCGCGAAUGGCAAUUUAGGGUUUAUCGAUCGAGCGCCUUGCUGGAUGGCAGUGCAGGCCGGAAUGGCGACAUCCAAGCUCAUCAUUCUCCUUGGAGCAGGGAUGACUGGCUCGAUUCUUAUAAAGAAUGGGAAGCUCUCGGAUUUCUUCAAGGAUCUUAGCAAGGUUUUCUCGAAGCACUUGAAAGAGGAUGACAAGGAUGAAGUGACGGAAACGCUGGCACAGCAAGUCCAGCGCUUGACCAACGAUCUAAGACAGUUAGCUGGCUCCAGGAACAUCACGGUUGUGAAUGCUCCUGGCACCUCUGGGCAGUCAAGUAAUCUUUCCUCUCUCGCCAUGCCUGCGCUCGUCAUUGGUGUUGCUGGAUAUGGAUACUUUUGGUGGAAGGGCUGGUCAUGGACGGAUGUCAUGUAUGUCACCCGUCGAAACAUGUCGAAUGUGGUUGCGAGCGUGUCAAAGCAACUAGAUCAAGUCUCGGCCGCUGUUACGGCAACGAAACGGCAUCUAACUUCACGGAUUGAUUCGGUCUCGAAAACUCUGGACGACAGUGUUGCGGUUCAGGGAUUGAUAAAGAACGAGGUGUUUGAAAUUCGUGGAGAUGUGGCUCGUGUUGGCGGGGAUAUUGGAGCUGUACAACAAAUUGUCGAGGGCUUGGGCAAUCAGCUCGACGAUGUACAAACCAAGCAGGACUUUACAAACCAAGGGAUUAUCUUGCUUUGUCAAUUUGCAAGGAGAUGGGAAGAGACUAGGCGCCAAGAACUGCCUGGGAUUUCUCCCAUCUUGAGUUUGCAGAACGGUGAAGCCAAGCCCGCUAGCGGUGUCGACAGCAUUCUACAGGGGCUACCUCCGCUGCCUAAAGCACGUCUAGAGCGAUCGGCAUCCGCUACUGGUUCAGGACUGAAGGAACUCCAGUUCAUCUCCGAUGCGCUUUCUGGAAACUCUGGCGAUAGCUCCAAGCUCCAGAGGACAUUGACACCGAACUUGUCAUUCAGGCUGCAAAAGACUUGAAUAUGUGUAUAAAUCCACGGAGGAGAAUCUGGCGGUGGUAGCAGUGGCAGCGAGCUCUUUUCAUUCUUCUUUUCUGGACGCCAGGCAACUCGGGCACAUGUUAGGAGCGAAGUUCUUUGACAAAACAAUGGCGAAGUUCUUCGAGAAAACAAUGGAGGAAGUGAGAUCCAAGAGCUUGCCUUGUCAAAAGUAACAGUUUUGCUACGUGAUGGCGCUACUGAGCUAAGAUCCCGGGAGAGAAAAAAAAAUGGAACCAAAAAAAAUCUUGUUGUAAGUAGUAUAUGAUAUCUGGGAGGAGGCAAGACCAGAGUAAAAAACCGCGAAGACCAGAGUAAAAAACGCGAAGAAAUGCGAAGAGUCAAUCCAGAGGCAUGUGGGAAGUCCAGUUCUUACGGCGGGGACAUAUGCCGCGAAUCGGGCUCGCCCAGUGAGAUCUCGCCACGUCAUGCAGGGAUAUUCGAAUUUAAAAUUAAAUAUGCUUUCUUCCAUCUUU
This is a messenger RNA of Selaginella moellendorffii, 1527 nucleotides long. RefSeq lists its product as uncharacterized. The coding region runs from base 72 to 1034 and encodes 320 amino acids. Lineage: Eukaryota; Viridiplantae; Streptophyta; Lycopodiopsida; Selaginellales; Selaginellaceae. The transcript has 13 exons. The record is from RefSeq and is a predicted model, not a curated record.